This is a messenger RNA of Encephalitozoon intestinalis ATCC 50506, 465 nucleotides long. RefSeq lists its product as uncharacterized. NCBI's taxonomy places the organism in Eukaryota, Fungi, Microsporidia, Unikaryonidae. The record is from RefSeq and is a predicted model, not a curated record. Bases 1 to 465 code for a protein of 154 amino acids. The transcript has a single exon.
AUGAAAACGAGAUUUGGCUUGAAGCCGUUUAUAUUUUUAUCUGUAUUUUCGUCUUCGAAUAUGAUGUUUGCAGCCAAACUGGGAUUAGCAAUGCUAGGGAUCGUUUAUCCAUGCAUGUAUGGACUGAUUACCCUAAUAUGCCUAGUGUUGAUACAGAAAAAUACAGUCUAUAAACUUAUCGGUAUUGGAUUAAUUGUGUUAUAUUUGAAGAUGUUACUUGGUCCUUCCUUUGGACUGGAGGAGUCUUUAAAAGAAUGCAUUUCCGCUCCUGACAGUAAAGCCAAUAGCCAAGAUGUGGAUGAAUAUAGCUCGUCGAGCGAGGAUUUUAUUGAGGGAGAUGGCAAAAUAGACAGCCAUGGAUGUACAAGGGAGAAUGAACAAACAUCCCAGACACUUGAUUCGUUGUCCAACAUCCUGAAUAAUCAUAAUGCACGCUGCCGCUUCUGCUCCGGAGUUACUUUCUAA